Molecule: messenger RNA, 1499 nt
Organism: Fusarium graminearum PH-1
Lineage: Eukaryota; Fungi; Ascomycota; Sordariomycetes; Hypocreales; Nectriaceae
Product: phosphoglycerate kinase
Exons: 3
Coding region: 76-1332 (418 amino acids)
Biological process (GO): glycolytic process; gluconeogenesis
Cellular component (GO): cytosol
Molecular function (GO): ADP binding; phosphoglycerate kinase activity; ATP binding
Source: RefSeq, a predicted model, not a curated record
AUCAACUCUCUUUUUCUUCUUCCCUCAUCAACCCUUCAUCCUCAAUUAUUUUACUCCCUACAAACCAUCGCAAUCAUGUCGCUGUCCAACAAGCUUUCCAUCGCCGACGUUGACGUCAAGGGCAAGAAGGUCCUCAUCCGAGUCGACUUCAACGUCCCUCUCGACGCCGACAAGAACAUCACCAACAACCAGCGAAUUGUCGGUGCUCUCCCCACCAUCAAAUACGCCCUCGAGAAUGGCGCCAAGUCUGUCAUCCUCAUGUCCCACCUCGGACGCCCCAACGGCUCCCCCAACGAGAAGUACUCCCUCAAGCCCGUCGUCGCCGAGCUCGAGAAGCUUCUCAGCAAGAAGGUCACCUUUGCCCCCGACUGUGUCGGCCCCGAGGUCGAGGAGAUCGUCAACAAGGCUGAGGAUGGCUCUGUCAUUCUCCUCGAGAACCUCCGAUUCCACAUUGAGGAGGAGGGCUCCUCCAAAGACAAGGAGGGCAACAAGACCAAGGCCGACAAGGCUCAGGUUGAGGCUUUCCGCAAGGGUCUGACCGCUCUUGGUGACGUCUACAUCAACGACGCUUUCGGCACUGCUCACCGUGCUCACUCUUCCAUGGUCGGUGUCGAUCUCCCCCAAAAGGCCUCCGGUUUCCUCGUCAAGAAGGAGCUCGAGUACUUCGCCAAGGCCCUCGAGAACCCCCAGCGCCCCUUCCUUGCUAUUCUCGGUGGUGCCAAGGUCUCCGACAAGAUCCAGCUCAUCGACAACCUCCUUGACAAGGUCAACACCCUCAUCAUCUGCGGUGGCAUGGCCUUCACCUUCAAGAAGACCCUUGAGAACGUCUCCAUCGGAAACUCCCUCUUCGACGAGGCCGGCUCCAAGACCGUCGGUAACCUCGUUGAGAAGGCCAAGCAGAAGGGCGUCAAGCUCGUCCUCCCCGUCGACUACAUCACCGCCGACAAGUUCGACAAGGAUGCCAACACUGGCUACGCCACUGACAAGGACGGUAUCCCCGACGGCUGGCAGGGACUUGACUGCGGUGAGGAGUCCGUCAAGCUCUACAAGGAGGCCAUUGCCGAUGCCAAGACCAUCCUCUGGAACGGUCCCGCCGGUGUCUUUGAGUUCGAGAAGUUCGCCAGCGGCACCAAGGCCACUCUCGACGCCGUCGUUGACGCUGUCCAGAAGGACGGCAAGAUCGUCAUCAUCGGUGGUGGUGACACUGCCACCGUUGCCAAGAAGUACGGUGUUGAGGACAAGAUUAGCCACGUCUCUACCGGCGGUGGUGCCAGCUUGGAGCUCCUCGAGGGCAAGGAGCUUCCCGGUGUUACUGCUCUGUCCAGUAAGUAAAUAAUGUCCAAUUUUUUUGGAACACGAAUUAUAUGAACCUGUUGAUGACGGGGAAUGAAAAUGGAAAAAGGUUGGGCGGGCAAGGCUAGUCUGUAGCGAACCAGAAGAAAGUAAUUGAAUACCAAAUACCAAUAGAGACGUAAAGCCAUCAAAAAACAUCACAGACG